Messenger RNA from Linum tenue, 1957 nucleotides. The record is from the annotation of a GenBank genome assembly. NCBI's taxonomy places the organism in Eukaryota, Viridiplantae, Streptophyta, Magnoliopsida, Malpighiales, Linaceae.
UUAACUUUUAAGCCCGAUCACGAUCACGAUCAGUUGCCGGGUUCUUCAAUUUCCCGCCGCCCCCGCCACCGCCACCACUACGGCGGCACUACCUCCAGCGUCUCUAGCUACCCCGCAUUGUUUGCUUACCGCCUCCUCCCCGUCGCCGAUACAAGCUUGAAGGUGGAAUUGUCCACCAUGGUGGAAGAUCAAGAUGCAGGGAUGUUCAAUGUCAAACAGACAAUCGGCACGGUGCUCUGCUGCAGAUGCGGCAUCAAAAUGCACCCGAACGCGGCCAACAUGUGCGUGAGUUGCCUGCGAUCGGAGGUGGAUAUCACCGAGGGUUUACAGAAGCAUGUAGUUAUCUCCCACUGUCCAAACUGCGACCGCUACCUGCAGCCACCCAAGAACUGGCUCAAAGCCCAGUGGGAGUCAAAGGAGCUCCUCACGUUCUGCGUCAAGCGGCUGAAGAAUCUCAACAAGGUGACAUUGAUCAACGCCGCGUUCGUGUGGACCGAGCCACACUCCAAGCGGAUCAAGGUCCGCCUGACAAUCCAGAAGGAGGGCCUCGAGAAAGCUUACGUCGUUGAGUACGUCCAGCAGGACCAUUUGUGCGAGUCUUGCUCGAGAGUCGCGGCCAAUCCGGACCAGUGGGUUGCAUCAGUGCAGCUCCGCCAGCAUGUUUCUCAUCGCAGGACGUUCUUCUACCUCGAGCAGCUGAUACUGAAGCACGAUGCUGCUUCCAAGGCUAUAAAGAUCAAGCAGAUGCAUCAGGGCAUCGACUUUUUCUUUGGGAACCGUAGUCAUGCUGUGAAAUUCAUGGAAUUUCUAAGGAGCGUUGUCCCGACCAAGAGUCGUGAUGAUAAGCAGCUGGUUUCUCACGAUGUCAAGAGCAGUAACUACAACUACAAGUACACUUUCUCGGUCCAGAUCAGCCCGGUUUGUCGCGAGGAUUUGAUUUGCUUGCCUCGGAGGCUUUCUUCCAGCUUGGGCAACAUUGGGCCUCUUGUUGUCUGCACCAAGGUGACCAAUAGCAUUGCGCUGCUCGAUCCUUUCACAUUGAGACACUGCCAUCUGGACUCUGAUCAGUAUUGGAGGCAUGGUUUCAAGUCCUUGAUGACCAGUAGGCAGCUAGUGGAGUACAUUGUGCUGAAUAUUGAAAUCACCUCGCCACCAAUGGAGGCGAAAAUCGGUGGUGCCAGGUACCUAUUGGCCGAUGCAGAGGUGGCUCGAUUGUCUGAUUUUGGUCUCAACGACAACAUCUUCUGGGUGAGGACUCAUCUGGGACAUCUUCUGAACACGGGCGAUCAUGCCCUUGGUUAUGACCUCUGUGCAGCGAAUAGCAACGAUAGCGAGCUGGAGAAGUACAAGAGUAGUCUCGAGGUGCCGGAGGUGGUCCUGAUAAAGAAGAGCUACGAAGAGGCGUGGCAGAGGAAACGAGGGAAGCCACGGAAGUACAAGCUCAAGCACCUGGAGAUGGAAGUCGAAGACAGAGCCAGGGUCGACGAAGAGAAGGAGAGGUCGGAUUACGAGCAGUUCCAGAGGGAUAUCGAGGACGAGGAGAAUCCCGAGCUGCGGUUCAAUCUGUCUCUGUACCGUAAGGAGUACCAGGAGGAGUCAGAGGCCGGCUCAAUGGCUGAUGAUGCUGCUGCAGCUCCGUUGGAGGAGCUGCUUGCUGAUCUUGUGUUGCUUGAUGAGAGGUGAUGAGGAGGACGAUGAUGGCAUGAGGGAAUGUGGGAAGUGAGGGGAGAGUGUGUUGGUUGUGUUAAUCAAGAAGUAAUUUUGAGUUGCUCUUUUUUAUGCGCCAUUAGUGUAGAGUUUUGGGUUCUUACAAAAGCACAUAACUUUGAAAUGAGGGAGGAAACAACAUUUAUUCUGAUUUUUUAGUCAACCUGAGCAUGGUGGAGCAUGGCGAGACCAUUGUCAACAAUAUGAUGAUGUUUGCGUUCAGCACAACCAUUUUGCUCAGGAGUUUCUG